Molecule: messenger RNA, 1765 nt
Organism: Oryza sativa Japonica Group (Japanese rice)
Lineage: Eukaryota; Viridiplantae; Streptophyta; Magnoliopsida; Poales; Poaceae
Product: protein Rf1, mitochondrial
Molecular function (GO): protein binding
Source: RefSeq, a predicted model, not a curated record
AUUAGUUGUCACCGUAGCGUUAGCACGGGCAUACUCCUAGUGAGGAGGAAGAGGAUUUGCUUCGCCGCGUCACCGGGGGAGGUGUCACGUUGAGAUUCCUGCUGGGGCUGGGGUUGGGUUGAGAUUCCCCAGGCGCCCGCGGCGGCCUCGAUCUGGGCGGCGCAGAUCAGAGGACGGCGCGGAUCGGCGAGCUUCGCACUGGGCACGUGUGCCUGUGUGUGGGAGUCAGGCCUCGCAGCCGCCGCUGCUGCUGCUGCUGCUGCUGCACCUGUCAGCUAGGGCGGGCAUGGCGCGCCGCGCCGCUUCCCGCGCUGUUGGCUCGGAGGGCUCGAUCCAAGGGCGAGGGGGCCGCGCGGGGGGCAAUGGCGCCGAGGACGCACGCCACGUGUUCGACGAAUUGCUUCGGCGUGGCAAGGGCGCCACGAUCUACGGCUUGAACCGCGCCCUCGACGACGUCGCGCGUCACAGCCCCGCGGCCGCCGUGUCCCGCUACAACCGCAUGGCCCGAGCCGGCGCCGACGAGGUAACUCCCAACUUGUACACCUACAGCGUUCUCAUCGGUUGCUGCUGCCGGGCGGGCCGCUUGGACCUCGGUUUCGCGGCCUUGGGCAAUGUCAUUAAGAAGGGAUUUAGAGUGGAAGCCAUCACCUUCACUCCUCUGCUCAAGGGCCUCUGUGCCGACAAGAGGACGAGCGACGCAAUGGACAUAGUGCUCUGCAGAAUGACCCAGCUCGGCUGCAUACCAAAUGUCUUCUCCUGCACCAUUCUUCUCAAGGGUCUGUGUGAUGAGAACAGAAGCCAAGAAGCUCUCGAGCUGCUCCAAAUGAUGCCUGAUGAUGGAGGUGACUGCCCACCUGAUGUGGUGUUGUACAACACCGUCAUCAAUGGCUUCUUCAAAGAGGGGGAUCCGGACAAAGCUUACGCUACAUACCAUGAAAUGUUUGACCAGGGGAUUUUGCCAGAUGUUGUGACUUACAGCUCUAUUAUCGCUGCCUUAUGCAAGGCUCAAGCUAUGGACAAGGCCAUGGAGGUACUUAACACCAUGGUUAAGAAUGGUGUCAUGCCUAAUUGCAGGACAUAUAAUAGUAUUGUGCACGGAUAUUGCUCUUCAGGGCAGUUGACAGAGGCUAUUGGAUUUCUCAAAAUGAUGUGCAGUGAUGGUGUCGAACCAGAUGUUGUUACUUGUAACUUGCUGAUGGAUUAUCUUUGCAAGAACAGAAGAUGCACGGAAGCUAGAAAGAUUUUCAAUUCUAUGACCAAGUGUGGCCUAAAGCCUGAUAUUACUACCUAUUGUACCCUGCUUCAGGGGUAUGCUACCAAAGGAGCCCUUGUUGAGAUGCAUGAUCUCCUGGAUUUGAUGGUAUGGAACGGUAUCCAACCUAAUCAUCAUGUAUUCAACAUUCUAAUAUGUGCAUACGCUAAACAAGAAAAAGUAGAUGAGGCGAUGCUUGUAUUCAGCAAAAUGAGGCAGCAAGGAUUGAGUCCGAAUGCAGUGAACUACAGAACAGUCAUAGAUGUACUCUGCAAGCUAGGCAGAGUAUACGAUGCAGUGCUUACCUUAAAGCAGAUGAUCAAUGAAGGACUAACCCCUGACAUCAUUGUAUAUACCCCCCUAAUUCAUGGUUUUUGUACCUGUGACAAAUGGGAGAAGGCUGAGGAGUUAAUUUUUUAAAUGUUGGAUCAAGGCAUCUGUCCAGACACCAUUUUCUUUAGUAGAAUAAUUUAUAAUUUUUGCAAAGAAGGGAGAGUUAUAGAAUCUGAAAAA